AUGACAAAUCCUGGUUCUUUCACAAUGUUACAUAAAUCAGAGGACGGGCGCUUCAUGUAUGUUUUUGUCGCACUAAAUGCAUCAAUCAUAGGAUGGAAAUACUGUUACCCUAUUGUAGUGGUUGAUGGGACAUUCCUCAAAUCAUCACACAGAGGAACAAUGUUAACAGCUAGCGCACAAGAUGCGGCAGCAUACGCUGUUGUAGAUUCUGAAAAUGAUGCUUCCUGGGAAUGGUUUUUUGAAAUGUUUAGACAGGCUUUUGGGGAAAGGGAAAGGAUGUGCAUCGUAUCGGAUCGUCAUGCAAGCAUAUUGAGGGGUGCUUCGAUUGUGUAUCCAGAGAGCAUACAAAAUUGGAGAUUUAAUCGCCUCAUACAAGAUAUGGACAACAUUGAUAAGAGGGUAAGGGGUUACCUAUUCCAAGUUGGUUAUGAAAAGUGGUCUAUAGUGCAUUCCACUGUUAAUAGAUCCAUGGUGAUGACUUCAAAUAUUGCCGAGUCACUCAAUGCAAGGAACAAAAAGGCAAGAGAGCUACCAAUCAUGAGUUUGCUAGAUUACAUGAUGAAUUUGGUUAUGGAAUGGAAUAAUACAAAUAGAAUGAUUGCAAUGAGUACAUUUAUUGGCGUAGGAAAAAAAUAUCAUGAAGUACUGAAGGAAAAUAGCUAUUUGUCGCAGAAGAUGACGGCGAAGCCUUCAACCGAUUAUGUAUAUGUAGUAAUGGAUGCUGAACAAAGGCGGAACAUAGUCUGCAUGCAAAAAAGAGAAUGCUCGUGCAAACGAUUUCAAGUGGAUGAGAUUCCUUGUGCACAUGCUAUGGCAGUAUUGGACUACACACACAUGGAAGCACCCAAAUAUUUUUCUGACUAUUACACCAAGGAAUACUUCAAGAAGACAUAUGAAGUGCCAGUUAAUCCACUUCCAGAUGAAACUUCAUGGGACCUUCCAACAGAGGUGUUAGAUAAUGUGGUCCUACCACCGAUAGUGAAGGGCAAACCAGGAAGACCGACGAAGUCGCGACGCAGGGACUUUAUGAAUAUCUGUAUACUGAAGCUAUUACAUGUGGACUGUGUGGAAAAUAAGGACAUAACAGAAGAACCUCAAGACAACUAG
Messenger RNA from Nicotiana attenuata, 1107 nucleotides. RefSeq lists its product as uncharacterized. Gene Ontology annotation, molecular function: zinc ion binding. Lineage: Eukaryota; Viridiplantae; Streptophyta; Magnoliopsida; Solanales; Solanaceae. The coding region runs from base 1 to 1107 and encodes 368 amino acids. The transcript has 4 exons. The record is from RefSeq and is a predicted model, not a curated record.